Messenger RNA from Macrosiphum euphorbiae (potato aphid), 1221 nucleotides. Lineage: Eukaryota; Metazoa; Arthropoda; Insecta; Hemiptera; Aphididae. The record is from the annotation of a GenBank genome assembly.
AUGGCAUCAUCGACGCAAAAUUCACAUUCUGAUUAUCAACCUCCGGUUAUUGACAUAAAUAUAAAUGUUAAUGUGGCUAAAUUAAAUAACGAUGGAGCGGAUUUGGGUGAUUUAUUAACUGGUCCAUCACGUCCAGUCUUAAAGUCAUAUCCGAAGACAAAAUAUAAACAUCAAAACCGUAGCUUUAAUGCAGCUUAUUACAACAGCUUUGUAUGGCUUGAAUACAGUAUUGCAAAUGAUGCUUUAUUUUGUUUUGCUUGUCGUAAUUUCGCUACAUCUAGUAACAAAAAUAACGAAGAUAUUUUUACAAAAGCUGGUUUUAAACAUUGGAAAAAGUUAAGUGGUUCAAGAGGUGCCAAUAAGGGCAGUAAAAGUAAGCUUGAAUUACAUGAAGCAACAAUACAUCAUAUUACUUGUAUGGAAAAGUGGAUGGCUCAUAAAGAAACUGAAAAAACUGGUACUGUAUUGACUCAAAUUUCAUCUCAACAUAAGCUGUUAAUCGAAAGCAAUCGUAUGUAUAUAAGAACCCUUAGUGAAGUAACAUUAUUUUUGUGUCGACAAGGUUUGGCAUUCAGAGGUCACGAUGAAUCCAUCGAUUCACUUAAUCAAGGAAAUUUUAAAGAAACCUGCAAUUUGUUAGCAAAAUUUUACCCUGAAUUUGCUCAGAAGUAUAAAGAAAAAACCAACCAUACAAGCCAUGGAAUUCAAAAUGAAUUAAUAAGUAUAUGUGCUAAUAUAUUAAGAGAAACUAUUAUAAAAGAAGUCAAUGAUGUAGGCAUAUUUGGUAUCAUGUGCGAUGAAGCUAGGUGUUUUAAAGAAGAGCAGAUGGCAUUAUGUAUAAGAUAUUGCAAGGGAUUGGAUAUAAAAGAAAGAUUUUUGGGUUUUAUCGAUUGUUCUAUGAAACAAGACUCAGAAAGUUUAAGUCAACUCAUGUUAGAAUAUCUUAAACAAUGCAAGUUAAGUCCCCAGGUAGCAAUUGUAGCACAGUUCUAUGACGGGGCCAGUGUAAUGUCUGGGCGUUUUAAUGGUGUACAGGCAAAAAUUAAAUCAAAAUACCCAUUUGCAAUAUACACGCACUGCAUGGCACAUCGAAUUAAUCUCGUGGUAUUAGAUAUGUGCAAAAUUGUGAAGGAUACUAGAUGUGUUUUUGAUACAUUGGAAGCACUUUAUAUACAUUUUUCCAAUCCAACCAAUAACCUUGCGGCAUAUUUCGAUGAGUAA